Messenger RNA from Diaporthe citri, 2007 nucleotides. RefSeq lists its product as uncharacterized. Bases 1 to 2007 code for a protein of 668 amino acids. The record is from RefSeq and is a predicted model, not a curated record. NCBI's taxonomy places the organism in Eukaryota, Fungi, Ascomycota, Sordariomycetes, Diaporthales, Diaporthaceae. The transcript has a single exon. Gene Ontology annotation, biological process: carbohydrate metabolic process.
AUGUUGCAUUCCGCGCUCAACCUAUCCGAGCUGGCCGUUUGGGGCCUUUUGAUAACAUCACGCGCUAGGGCCCAGGCGACGCCAUGGGAGCCCUAUAUCCUGAGCCCCUCUUCGCGUACGGUGCGGCCGGUCAACGCGUCGGUCCAGGGCGAGCAUCAUGAGGUGUCAUCCGGUGCGGAAGGAUAUGUGUUGUCCCUCGACAUGGGGGCGCAAGCCAGCCUAGACUUCGGCGUCGAGGUCGGCGGGCUCGUCACUCUAAAUAUCGAGACACUGGCGGACGGGUCCGAGGGCUCUCAGCUGUCUCUGGCAUUUGCCGAGUCUCCUGCACACGCUGGGCCGAUAUCAGACGAUGCGACGGGUUCCAUAGCUUCACAAGACUGGGACAGGGAGCUCAACGUAACUGUUGACGCCGGAGAUGUGGUGACUUACACGAUGCCGCAGGAAAGGUUCCGAGGGGGGUUUCGAUUCAUGACGAUUGUUGCAAAGGCACCAGUUACCAUAUCCAACAUCACCUGCGCAAUUGGCUUCUCACCGUCACAGGCCGACCUGCGGGACUACUCUGGCUACUUUUCCGCGCCCGGCCACGACCUUCUGUCCAGGAUCUGGUAUGCGGCAGCCUAUACGGCGCAGACCAACAUAGGGCCCGUGGACACGGGACGUCACCUACCGCAGGUCGAGCACGGUUGGGCAUACAACUCCAGCACCGGGGUCGCCGGACCAGUCCUGAUGGACGGGGCAAAGCGGGAUCGCGCGGUGUGGCCCGGUGACCACGGCAUCUCGGGCCAAACGGCCUUCCUCGCGUUCGGCGACGUCGGGCUUGAGGCAUUCAACAACUCCCUCGAGACCAUGUUCUACUACCAAAACGCAAGCGGCAGGUUCCCUUACGCCGGGCCAUCGACGCGGUCUUUCAACUCGGGCAAGGAGAGCGACACUUACCACGCGUGGAACCUCAUCGCGAUCUACCAUUAUGCCGUCUUUACCGGCGACGAAGCGUGGGUGGAAAGGCAUUGGGACAACAUCACCAACGCCGUAGGAUACAUUCUCAACGGCAUCGACGGCAGUGUCGGCCUGCAUAAGCAAGUUGGGGCAAACGACUGGGGCCGACAGGGCACAGGUGACUUCAAUAGUGCUCUAAAUGCACUUGACUAUCAGGCUCUAGUUUCGAUUGCGUCCCUCGCCGAGGCUUUGAACAGGUCAGACGAAGCGGAAGCAUGGGAAUCUGCCGCAGAAGGCAUCAAGGAGGCGUUCAAUGAACACCUCUGGGAUGCCGACGCAUCACUCUACAACGACAACACAACGACAUCCCUCCACCCCCAGGACGGCAACGCCAUGGCCCUGUUCUUCAACCUAACACGGGACACCACGCAGGCCAAGGCCCUGAGCAAAGCCCUCGAAACCAACUGGAACAGCUUCGGCCCCGUGACGCCGGAGCUGCCCGACGUCAUCUCCCCGUUCAUCUCGGGCGUCGAGGUCCUGGGCCACUUCGCGGCGGGCGAGCCGGACCGCGCCCUGGAGCUCACCGAGCGCCUGUGGGGCUACCUGCUCGACUCGCCCGAGAUGACGGGCAGCACCCUCGCCGAGGGCCUGGCGGCCAAUGGCAGCCUGUACUACCGGGGCGCGUCCGGGUACAACUACGACGCGGCGUACACCAGCAUGAGCCACAGCUGGUCCACGGGGCCGCUGGUCGCGCUCACCACGAAGCUCGCGGGCCUCGAGCUCUCCGGCUGGUUCAGGUGGACGUUUGCGCCGCAGCCGGGCGGCGGGGUGCAGCAGGUGCAGAGUGGUUUCAGGAGCCCCUUUGGGCAGUUUGAUGUGAGCUGGAGGUUGGAGGAUGGUGGCUUCAGUGCCAAUGUGUCGGUUCCCGCGACAACGGUAGGUGAGGUCGUUCUUCCAUGGGAAUGCGAGGCAGUAAGACUUGAUGGCCAAGAUUGGACCGGUCCAUUUGUGGAUAAGAUUGGGGUAUUUGUAUUAGAGGCGACUGGUUGCGACCUGGAUGGUCAAAAAUAG